AUGGAUAAUAAUAAUAAUAAUAAUAAUAAUGGAAGUGAUACGAUGUCAAGUGCUGGUUCUGUUAUGAUGGGUGGUGAUUUGAUAUUCGAUGAUGGUAGAAGUGAUACGAAUUCAACUUCUUCUCUUAUUGAAACGCAACAGCAACAGCAGCAACAGUCACCACCUAUGGGAACAUCAUUAGAUUCAAUACAGAUAUUGGUUAAUAGUAGUAACACAAUCACUCUAGAGGAUGACGAUGGCAAUCAAAGUGAUGCGAGUAGUACCAGUUCUAUCUCCAAUGAAUAUACCAAUUCCAUUGCCAAUACAUUGGAUCUUGCUUCUCCAAUUUCUUCUUUACCAACAACAACAUCUCCAACCACAUCAUCUUCACCACCUAUUAAACCAACCCCAACAACACCACCAACAGCAACAACAACGACAGCAAUAACUAUUACGCCAACAACGACAACUAUAACAAGUCCAAACAAUACCAGUCCAACUAACAACAACAACAACAACAACACAAAUAGUAAUAACAAUACACUUCAGGCAGACAAACAAAGACAAAGAAGAAUAGAACACUCUAAAUCACAUUCAUUAGAUAGAAUCAAUCCGAAUGCAAAGGAAUCCGCUGCUAUUAGUAAUAAUAAUAAUAAUAAAGUAAAUGCUAUUAGUGGUAAUGGACAAAAGAGUGAUGCACCACCAAAGAGAUCUCGCUUGGAUGAAAUGAUAUUGGCUACAGAGGCAGGAAAUACAAUGUUCCUAACGAAAUCACUACAAUCGAAACCAAAGAUUCCACUGACACAGCAACUUUCGAACCGAUCUACCUUCCUGCAUGUGGCAUGCGCAUCAUUCAAGAUAUCAUCGGUGAUGUUUGUGUUUGAGCAAGCACCGACACUCACCAACGAACAAGACUUCCAAUUGAAAACACCGCUCUACAUUUGCUGUGAGAAAGGAUUCUUCCACGCCGCCAACUUUCUCUUGAACUGCGGUGCAUCACCCAUACUACCGGACAUCAACAAAUGGACACCACUUCACAAACUAGCAAGUCAAGUACCUGAUCCUGCAUCUGCUGCACUCUCACAAAGUACAACUAACAACAACAACAAUAAUAACAACAACAACAACAGUAAUAGCAACAGUAGUAGUAGUAGUAGUACAAGUAUAAGUGGAUCUUCAUCGAAAUCACAACAGAAUAUGAAUAGUAGUAGUAAUAGUGUAAAUGUAAAUGGAAUCAAUAACAAUAGUAGUAAUAGUAGUAAUAACAAUGUAUCAAAUAAUAAUGUAUCAAAAGAUUCACAAUCAACAAGUCAAUCAUCAUCUAACCAAAGAUCUUCACCACUAACUUUACCAAAUACACCAUCCACAUCACCAUCAACAACGCAAUCUUCUACUUCUUCGUCCUCUUCUUCUUCUUCUCCAACAGCUUCAGCUUCAGUUUCACAACCAACAACACCACUGAAUGUACAACAAAUGACAACAAAAGAAAGACAAAAAGUUGGAUUCACCAAUGAUUUACAAUAUGAAGUGGCAGCAAAGAUAUUAACAUCAAAAACACAAAUUAUAUCUAUGAGAACAUCUAAUCAUCAAACACCAUUACAUGUAGCAUUGGCCAGUGGUGCUCAGCAUCUCUAUAAAUUAUUUAUUAGUCACUCAACAGAGGAGUCACUACUGAUAAAAGACAACGAAGGAAAUACACCAUUACAUUUAGUAGCAAACUUGAGUCGUGCAAAUGCAAGUGGAUUUGCACAGUUAAUCUUUGAUAAGCUAAAUAAUCUAAGUGGAGAUAAACUACAGGAGUAUAUAGACGAUGUCAAUAAUUCAAUGGCGUCGGCAUUGCAAAUCUCAAUGAGAAAGAACAACAAACAACUCACUCGACUCAUUAUAAAGUAUCGUGCGAAAGCAGAAUCCAAGAUAUUGGAUAACUACUUUGAGAAUCUCAAUGCACUAAAGUCAACGGAAGCCACAAAGCUACAAUUACAGCAGAUCAGCUAUACCGAUUCAACAUUCAGAGCUACACCAUUCGGUCAUCUCUUUAGAAAGUUAAUAGUAAUCAUUAAACAACACUAUUCGAUCAAUAUGACUCAUCAGAACGCCAACAUUCUAUUGGCAAGAGCAAAAGAUACAAUUAAAAAGUUUUUCAAUUGGUUAGAUACAAAUAUACCAGAUACUCACCAUGAAUAUAUAACAAACUAUAAAGAGAUUCUAUUUUCACAAACCUAUGAUGUUAUCAUACAUUUAUAUCAUGAAGUUUAUAAAUCAAGAGAUCUAUUUUUCCAACAAAGAGUUUCUAGAUAUCAAGAUAUUAUUCACAGUGAAAUCGAUAUUACAGAGGAUAGUUGGGAACAAAAUGUUGAAGCAUUCCCUAAAGCAUUGGAGAUUAUGAAGAGACUACCAGAAAAGAGAACACCCUCUGAGAAGAUCAACAAUCUCAAUGAAGCUACAAGUCAAAUCGUUAGAAUGGAUGCCAACGAUCUGACGCCAAUGUUUAUGUUCUUGCUGAUAAAAUCCGACCUGAAGAACAUUGCCUCGGAAUUCAACUUUAUGGACGACUUUAAGGAUACGCCCGAGCAGGAGCAGUACUUGGUGUUGCUACAAGGUUCGUUCGACUACCUCGAGACGUUGAACUACACACUGAGAAAUGCACAGAAUCAGGUGAUGUCGUUGAGUGGUCUCGUCGAUAGAACCAUCGACAAUGCACUGUCGCUCUGUGACGAAUUCCGUAAUAGCGGUGUCGGUGCCGAUCUCGUAGAGGAUCUAGACGAGGGUUUGAAGAUUCAAGACGAGAUGGUCUUGCUGCUGAUGAUGAUCUCCAAGCUGGCCAAUCGUAUCAACAACGACACCAUCUAUCUGCCACUGACUUGGUCGCCAGUGGUGAUGGCGUCCUACCACUUUAGAGCGAUCAUCGAAAGACUCGGUGUGAGACUAGAUCAAUCGCUACCGAUGUUGAUUCAUCAACCAACAACACCCACCACCAUAACCGAACAAACAAUACCAACACUACUAUCUUUUGGCGCAUCAGCAACAUCAUCAUCAUCAUCAUCAUCGAUGGAAGAUGACAACAAAGUUUUAAUCAAAAAGAAAGGUGAAAUUUGUAUUAUAUUAGAACAUCCAUAUCCUCAAAUGGUUUACCAGGUUAUUGAAGAAAAAGUAAACGAAGCAGUCAUCAAAAGUAACCAUAUCGAUAAAUAA
Messenger RNA from Heterostelium album PN500, 3171 nucleotides. RefSeq lists its product as uncharacterized. The transcript has 6 exons. Lineage: Eukaryota; Evosea; Eumycetozoa; Acytosteliales; Acytosteliaceae. The record is from RefSeq and is a predicted model, not a curated record. Gene Ontology annotation, molecular function: protein binding. Bases 1 to 3171 code for a protein of 1056 amino acids.